This is a messenger RNA of Podarcis lilfordi (Lilford's wall lizard), 31063 nucleotides long. Lineage: Eukaryota; Metazoa; Chordata; Lepidosauria; Squamata; Lacertidae. The record is from the annotation of a GenBank genome assembly.
AUGGCCGGCGCUUCCGUCAAAGUGGCCGUCCGGGUCCGGCCAUUCAACGCCCGCGAAAUCAGCCGGGACGCCAAAUGUAUCAUUCAGAUGCAGGGGAAAACAACCUGUAAGUGGCCUUGUUGGUCUGUGUGUGUGUGUGUGUGUGUGUGUCCAUCUGUCUUUGAGCCUAAUCGAUUUUUUAGUGUGGCGGCACCUGUACUUUGGAGCUCCCUGCCGAUGGAUGCCAAGCAGGAACCUUCACUGUACUCUUUUUGGUGCCUGCUGAAAACAUUUUUAUUUAGAUAAACCUGCCCUGAAUGUGGAUCAUGUAUGUUUUCAUCUGUUUUUAGUUUAUUGAUUUAUUUUAUUUUUUGAAUGUUGCUUUUACUGAUAAUUGCUGCUGUUUCAGUCUCUGCUAUCCUGCGGUGUAAUAAUUUUGUGAAAUAAUAAUUUUAAAAAUGCGAUAGUUUGGAUCCCACCAAAAAGCACCCAAAUCAUUGGAGUUGCAGCCACGUUAUGGGAAGAAGCUGUUGAAAAACAAGGAAGCCUCCUACAUCCCUAACAUGGAGCCAGACUAUUGAUCCACCAAGCUCAGUAUGGGCAACACUGGCUGGCAGCACCCUUCUGGGCUUUCAGAGCCAGGGCGUGUCUCACGGCCCUCCCUGGAAAUGCCAUUGGGGACUUGGGCUCAUUCCCUGCCUUUGCUCCCCAGGAAAAAGGCGGGUGCUCCUCUUUCUUGCCCAGGAGGCAACAAAGGGGGGGUGAGGAGUGGGGGGGUUUUGCACUUUAAAUCCACCCCUCCCCCUUCUCUUGAAAUUUGGUACUGCCGAGGUCAGGUGACCUAUUAGGGAUAAUUUAACUGUGAUUCCUGCAUUGCUGGGGCUUGGGCCGGAUGACCUUUGGGGGUCCCUUCCAGCUCUGCGGUUCCUAUUUGAACAGGAGCUUUGAGCCUCCAUCCGUGGGCUUCCCUCUGAACAAGCUGCCUGCUGUUUUGAGUUGCUGCUCACUUUAAUUAAAUCUCCCCAGAAUGUCACCUGUAAUGCCUGUCACAUGGCCUGGCUUAAUUAAAUCAGUUAAUCAGGGCAAAGCAUUAAUUGCCAAGAGCUGCCUGUACCAAGCUUCCUGAGUUCUUCUGGGACACCUCCAGCCGCAAAAGGCCUUUUUUUAAUGGAGGGCGGGUGGUUUGGCUGGUCUUCUCUCUCCCCCCGCUGCAUCCAACCAGCCCACUUUUCCUGCUCUGUAACUUUACGCAAAACAAAGCCCAGUUUGGAAAAAGUUUGCAACGGAUCAGGAAGGGGAGGUAGAAUAAAAAUCACAUGAGAGGGAGUCAUUUUGUUAAGGCGGUGUCAGGGGACGGGGACCUUGCAUUUGCUAAUUUUAUUAAACCUUUGAAACAUCUUACAAAACCUCUUCCAAGGAGUCUUUCCGAUGAUAAACAACUGUCCUCUGCCGGUGAAAGGAAGUUGACGAGAAAGUUGCAGGGUGUUUUUUUUAAAAAAGCGUUAUAUGGGAAGAAGAAUUGUGUGUGAUUCUGGCUGGCUGAGCAAGUCAACAAGCCCUGGGCUUAUAAAAACACCCUGGAUAAACCUCUUUUGGGGCUCAUUUAAGUUGAAUUAAUCCUGUCGCCUGGUGGUGGCUGGGAGAGGGGUGGGGAGUGGGCUUUGCGGACACGCCAGACCCUCUUCCCAUCCUGUCCUUGUGCAAACAGCCCCUUCGAAGCCUACAAAAUAGAAAGGACUGGCCGCUUUGCACUUUUUGAAUCACUAAAAGCCAUGAGAAAGGCCAUGCAAAGGAACUUUCUCAAGUUCCAGUGGCCCACCUAGUCCAGCCUCCUGUUCUCUCAGAUGACUCAGUGGGGAAGCCGCAGGCACAGUCGGUGCCCCAAAGCACUUUCUCCCUUCCUGUGGUUUCCAGAAACUGGAAUUCGGAAGCAUCGCUGCCUCCAACUGCGAAGUCAGAGCCUAGCCCUUGUGGCCAGGAGCCAGGGAUAGCCCUCUCGUCCUCCAUGCGUUCGUCUAAUCCUCUUUUAAAGCCAUACAGGUUGGUGGCCAUCUCUGCCCCCAGUGGGAGGGGGUUCCACUGUUCAACUUUGCGCUGUGUGCAAAAGGACUUCCUUUUAUCCGUCCUGAAUCUCCCAACAUUCACUGCAUGUCCACCAGUUCCAGUUUUAUGACAGAGAGAGAACGGAAGAAAAACUUUUCUCUAGCCACUUUCUCCUAGCUGCGGAUAAUUUUACAAACUUCCAUCAUGUUAAUAAAUAAUACAUUUUAUUUAUAUCCCUCCCUCCCCGGCCAGAGCCGGGCUCAGAGCGGCUAACACCAAUAAAAUCACAGUAAAAACGUAAUAGGGGAAAAAGAGAGGGGAGAAAAACCCCCAAUUUAAAAUACAGGUUAAAAAUACAGGUUAAAAUGCAAUUUAAAAUGCAGCCUCAUUUUAAAGUAGCCGAUGUUGCCUCUUACUUACCUUUCCCCUAUACAGUGGUACCUCGGUUACACGCUUCAGGUUACAGAUGCUUCAGGUUACAGACUCCGCUAACCCAGAAAUAGUACUUCAGGUUAAGAACUUUGCUUCAGGAUGAGAACAGAAAUUGUGCUCCGGCGGUGCAGCAGCAGCAGGAGGCCCCAUUAGCUAAAGUGUUGCUUCAGGUUAAGAACAGUUUCAGGUUAAGAACAGGCCUCCGGGACGAAUUAAGUACUUAACCCGAGGUACCACUGUACUACAAAGCCCCUAGCGCUGCAACCGUUCCUCAUAGGGGAGUCUCUCCAAGUACACAGCUCAGUCGGUAGAGCGUGAGACUCUUAAUCUCAGGAUCAUGGGCCGCAUGUCGGGCAAAAGAUUCCUGCAUUGCAGGGGGUUGGACUAGAUGACCCUCGGGGUCCCUUCCAACUCUAUGUGUCUUUCUCUACUGGAGGAAGAAGAUGCUGACCCCAAGAGGACCUUGUCCAGAUCCCGGUGCACCCUGUGCCCCAGCCUGAUCUCUCUCCCUGGCCUUGGCGUUUGUCGCUGUGCCUGCCAGGCCCCCCCACCAGCUGCUUGACCCCCAUCUAUAUUUAGCCCCGGGACAGCUGAGGGGCCCUUGUGCAGGGGGUACUUGCUGGAGGAGGAAGAGGUGUUGGUGGCCUUGGGGUGGCACGCAGGGGCAUCCGGGUUUCCCACAGAGAGGAAGCCAUUCCCCUUUCCCCCAACGCAUUACCCCGGCCCACGGGGUGCUGAGAGGGCAGCUUCAAAGCCGCAGCUAUUCGAGUUAUGCAGGGAAUGUUUUUUCAAGAGCUGAGGCUGAGUAACGCCACUGGGCCGGCUUUCCAAGGCGAGGAACGCAGUGCUGGUCCGUCUGUGGAUUUCCUAGAGCGCACAUUGAAUGCAGGGGAGGGGAGACGUUGGCUGUCUUUGUUCCCUGGUGUUUUUUGUCCUGUCCUGCCCAGGGGCGGAGGAAGGCGGGUGCGGUGUGGAUGGUCCGCCCCAGGUGUCACCACUGAGGGGGGUGACUGAGGGGGGCGGCACUCACUGUGGGGCCUGCAGCGUGCCCGAGCCACACAUCUCUCCUGGGAGAGAGACACAGCGGUUUGGGCGUGUGCAGGCUCCGUGCUGCCCAAACGGUCCGCCCGCUGCCUCCCCCCCAGCUGUAGCGCAGCUGAGUGGGAGGAGGCAGGCAGACUCCAGAGGCCCGAUGGUACGCCCCACCCCUAUGGGUGGCUCGCCCCACCCCUGGGCACGCCGCGCCAGGCGCCUGAGCAGCUUCCUCCACGGCUGGUCCUGCCCUGGCUCUACUUUGAGGAAGGAAAACCUCUCAGCUUUUUGGAGAGGAAGCUUCCUUUCCCUUCCUUUCCUCCCAGAUGCAACCAUUGGCUGUGGUUGCUGCACUGCAGGGGGUUGGACUGGAUGGUCUUUGAGGGUCCCUGUGAACUCCGUUACUCUGUUACUAUAAAAGGUAAAGGUAAAGGUACCCCUGCCCGUACGGGCCAGUCUUGACAGACUCUAGGGUUGUGCGCUCAUCUCACUCUAGAGGCCGGGAGCCAGCGCUGUCCGCAGACACUUCCAGGUCACGUGGCCAGCGUGACGAAGCUGCUCCGGCGAACUGGCACCAGAGCAGCACACGGAAACGCCGUUUACCUUCCCGCUAGUAAGCGGUCCCUAUUUAUCUACUUUCACCCGGGGGUGCUUUCGAACUGCUAGGUUGGCAGGCGCUGGGACCAAGCGCACCCCGCCGCGGGGAUUCAAACUGCCGACCAUGCGAUCGGCAAGUCCUAGGCGCUGAGGUUUUACCCACAGCGCCACCCGCGUCCCCAUCACUCUGUUACUAUACUUAGAGACAAACCUCCACUCCUUAAAGGCCAACCACCAAACCCAAAUACCAGAGUGAGGAGAGCCCUUGUAGUGUUUUAUUAUUUUUAUUUUGUAUUAUUUAUAUCCUGCUUUUUCUCCAAGGAACUCAAGAUUAGAGGCUUUAAAAGAGGAUUGGGCAAAUUCAUGGAGGAGGAGAGGGCUACUGAUGGCUCCCAGCCAGGGUGGUUGUGCUCCGCCUACACAAUUGGAGGCACCGAUGCUUCCGGACACCAGCUGCUGGAAAACGCAGGAGGAGAGAGUUGCUCUUCCGCUCGGAUCCUGCUUGCGAGUUUCCAGGAUGUUGGUCUAGAGGCCUGACCCAGCAGCCAGGCUCAUAUGCUCUUAAGAUGACACCCGUGGUUCUCUCUCCCCCUCUCAUCCCCCGAACAACCCUGCCAGGUAGGUUUCAGGCUGAAUUGCUCUGGGCAUCCAUCCAACCUCUGAGCCAAGAGCGCUGUCUUCUGCGACCCAGCAGGGGGGAUAAGAAGCUGCAGAGAUGGAAGGGAUGCAGAGGGUCAUCUGGCCUGACCCCCUGCAAAAUGACAGUUGCAGCCAUCAAUAUUAGCGGUGUCUCCCCACUUACUUAACCUCUUGCACCCUCCAGGUCCACGGGGAAAGGAAGGGCAGUUAAGCCAGAGAAUAUGUGAAGUUGGAAGGGACCCCCAAGGUCUCCUGGUGGCGGCAUAGCUAGCCGCUCAGGUGCCCGGUUCAGCGCACGCGUCCUGCAGCCGGGGGCGGGGCGGGCCAAGUGUGGUGUGACGCCCAGUGCCCCCCCCCCUCACCUUGCUACCAGUGGCAUAGGAAGGUGGAUGCGGGAGUUGUAGUUUUUUUUUAAAAAAAGUGUCGUGUGCCCAUUUUUAAAAUUUUAUUUUAAAAACACAUAUUUCUGCCGUUUUGUCACCCCCCCCCCCCAGUGAUGACACCUGGGGCACUCUGCACCCACCACACAACCCCUUCCUACGCCAUUGUCUCCUGGUCCAACCCCACCCUGCAAUGCAGGAAUCCCGGCUAGGCCACCCGACCUCAGCAGUACCAAAUCCCUAAAGUCUGGCUCUUUGGGAAACGCCCGACUCUUAAAUCCUUCUUUCCUUGCAGGUAUCGCCAACCCCAAACAGGCAAAAGAUGCCCUCAAGAAUUUCACCUUCGACUACUCCUACUGGUCUCACACAUCGGUGAGUUUCUUUGGGAGGUGAGCAGGUGGGAUGAGGACUGGGCGCGGAACUAUUGCUGAUGGCGAAUUGGCAGAAUGGAGUUGAAACCUAAGCUGGCCUUCCGCAAGCAGGUGCCGCCUGGGUGUUCUGGACUGCAAGUCCCACCAGCACCAUAAGGCUGUACUGGCUGGGGAUGGUGAUGGGAGUUGUAGUGCAGAACUUUGGGGAGGCUGGCUGAGGACGGCUCCAGCCCCUUGGGAUUGGGGGCCAGGAGGAAGGUGGCAUUGGUGGUUGUAGCCCCUUGAACCUGGUGCAAGGCUUGGCGGGGGUUUAUUGGUUAUAAGGAAAUUCAAGGAAAGACUAUCAGCAUUCUCAUAUCAUCAAGUUUAGUUCCAAUAUGGCAGACUUGCAAUGAAGGUUGUUUUGAAAAUGAUGGUUCCACUGCAUAUGUCAUAAAGGAAUGCCAAACCAUAUAAAAAGUGUCAGGAGGUUGUAGACCUUGUUGAAAUCUCAAAUUAUGCGUAAUUUUCUCCUUUGCAGCGUCCAAGUGUAAGAUUUGGGGCUGUUUUCCAUAUUUCAUGUACUGCAUAAGACCAAUUCUUUUGACAACAUAUCUACAUUGGUAUCAUCAGAAAUGUUCAGUGGCGUUAAUUUUGGACAACAGACAACAGUUUUCUUAGUAAUAUUUAUUGUUCUUGUCAAAUCCCAAAAACCUUGCUCCAGCCAGCAUCGCCACCAUACAUGCACCAAGUUUAUUGCAACCUCUCCGAUUAGGUGAUACAGAAGAAAACAUUUCUGGCAUUUGCAAAGAGGUGCGAUGCCAUCUGUGUGGAGAUUUCAACGAGUCCCACCCCCCACCCCCAAAAAACCCCUGGAAACAGAUUUUAAGGGCCGCGGCCGCCAGAUUCUGUUCCAGAUCUUGGGAAGGUUUUGUGUGUUGACGCCUCGUUCCCCCGUUUUUCUAAGGUGUUGCACUCGGUGCAGUGCUGGCUUUUCCUUUUCCCUUCCAGGAGGAGGACCCCAACUUUGCUUCCCAGAGGCAGGUCUACAAGGACAUCGGGGAGGAGAUGCUCCUUCACUCUUUCGAGGGCUACAACGUCUGCAUCUUCGCCUACGGGCAGACGGGCGGCGGCAAGUCCUACACCAUGAUGGGCAAGCAGGAGAAGGACCAGCAAGGCAUCAUCCCUCAGGUGGGCCCCGGGGUCUGUGGGGCCAGGGCCUGGAGGGAGAGGCGGAAUGGCGUGCGGGAGCCCCAGGAUCGUUAUAGCAUAGAAACACAGAAUUGUAGCAUUGGAAGGGACCCAAUGGGUCAUCUGGUUUAACCUGUUGCAGUGCAGAAAUCACACCUAAGGGACAGCUGAGCGUUCUAACCACUAGGCCAAAUAAGUUGCACUCCGCUCCCCUGAAAUGAGUGGCAAGGCACCGAGAAGAGGAGGCAAUAAUGGUGAAAUGACCAAAAGGCUGCUUUACGUCCUUGUUGUUGUUUAGUCGUUUAGUGGUUUCCGCCUCUUUGUGACCCCCUGGACCAGAUCACGCCAGGCACUCCUGUCUUCCACUGCCUCCCGCAGUUUGGUCAGACUCAUGCUGGUGGCUUCGAGGACACUGUCCCACCAUCUCGUCCUCCGUCGUCCCCUUCUCCUUGUGCCCUCCAUCUUUCCCAGCAUCAGGGUCUUUUCCAGGGAGUCUUCUCUUCUCAUGAGGUGGCCAAAGUCUUGGAGCCUCAGCUUCAGGAUCUGUCCUUCCAGUGAGCACUCAUGGUUGAUUUCCUUCAGAAUGGAGAGGUUUGAUCUCCUUGCAGUCCAUGGGACUCUCAAGAGUCUCCUCCAGCAGGUUUACAUCCUAGUUUCAGCAAAUACAUGGCGUACAAUACUAACCCGUACCCUGAAACAAACAGCCACCCCUGCCUGGCUGAAUUGAAGCCUGGUCCACCGUGGUUCCCCCUGGGGUGCGGCUGGGGCGUCUCACCUCCUCCGCCUCUGUUUCCCCCCUCUAGCUCUGCGAAGACCUCUUUGCCCGAGUGAACGAGAACAAAUGCCCCAACCUCUCCUACUCCGUGGAGGUAAGUCCUUCCCACUUCCCCACCUGACCCUUGUGCCCCUCGUCUCCGCUGCCCUUCCCGGCUGGCCGGCUGCGCCCUUUCACAGCCUGCCCCUCCCGCCUUGCCCGCUUUCCCAGGUGAGCUACAUGGAAAUCUACUGCGAGCGCGUGCGCGACCUCCUCAACCCCAAGAGCCGCGGGAACCUCCGCGUGCGGGAACACCCCAUCAUGGGUCCUUACGUCGAAGAUCUCUCCAAGCUGGCCGUCACCUCCUACGAAGACAUUGCCGACCUCAUGGACUGCGGCAACAAAGCCAGGUAUGCCUCUGUGGACCGGGGAGCUGCCUCGCCACGGAAAGGGUGUUGGGGAGCCGGGAAAGGGCGACCGGAACGAUAGAGGGGGCGGUGGUGGAGUGACGGCCCCAGGAGGAAAGGUUGCAGGGCCUCGGACUUUUCAGCGAGUGAGAAGCAACACGAUGGAAGUUUAUAAAACCAUGCCUGGCAUGGGAGAAACCGGACAGAGGAAAGUUUUUCUGCCUCUCUCCCAACACUAGAACUGGGUGGACGCCCCAUGAAGGUUGGGAGAUUCACGGUGGGUAAAAAGGAAGUCCUUCUUCAUGCAGCACAAACUGUGGAACUCCUUGCCACAGGAGGCAGGGGUGGCCAACCACUUGGAUGGCUUGAAAAGAGACAGAUUCGAGGGGGAGAGGGCUAUCGAUGGCUACUGGCCAGGAUGGUUCUGCUCUGCCACCACAGUCCAGUUGCUGGAAAUGGCAGGAAGAGAGAGUCUUGUGCUCAGAUGCUGCUUGCUGGUUUAUUCUAUUGGGCAUCAGGUUGGCCACUGUGGGAGCAGGAGGCUGAACUGGGUGGGCCCCUUCGGCCUGAUCCAACAGGCUGUCCUUAUGAGCAGGGCCCCCAGAACAUAAGGAGAGGCUCCUGGAUCAGGCCAAAGGGGGGGGGGCAUCUACUCAAGCACCCUGUUCUCACAGAGACCAGCCAGGAAACCCACAAGCAGGAUUCGAACGCAAGAGCCAUUCUCCCCUCCUGUGGUUUCAAGCAACUGGGAUUCAGAAGGCUCGCUUCCUCAGACCAUGGAGACUGAGCAAAGCCAUCCUGGCUAGUGGCCAUCAAGAGCCCUCUCCGAACCUGUUGGUGGCCUUGGUACUGCAUUGGGCCACGGCUGGACCUUUUAUGUGGGUAGUUGUGGCUUUCGCCUCUUCGCUAUGAGAGGAAGGCGAUGGGGCUUAGCGGAGGGACCCUGAACCAAGAUAUCCCUGGCUUCUUUUGGAACCAAAAGGAAGAUUUCAAGUGACAUGGUACCUAAGAGAAGGCGGUGAGGCUGGAUCUGUGGCUGGUUAGGUGGAGGGACUCAGAAUUGUAAAGUUGGAUGGGAUCCCCAAGGGUCAUCUAGCCCAACCCCCUGCUGCAGUGCAGGAACCACGGCUCCAGAAUCCCACCCUACCUCUGCUUAGAAACCUCCAAGGAAGGAGAGUCUGCCACCAUCCAAGGUGGAAAUGCUCAGUCCUCUCUCUCUCUCUCACACCUUAAUAUCCUUCCCUGUUCCCAGGACUGUCGCAGCCACCAACAUGAACGAAACCAGCAGCCGCUCCCAUGCCGUUUUCACCAUCGUGUUCACGCAGCGCCGCCACGACGAACUCACAGACCUCGACACAGAGAAGGUGAGGUGCCUGCAGCCUUGGGGGGCAGGAGGGAGCAGAGCCUUCAGGGCUAUGAGCAAACUGUACUCCUGCUACUCGCCUGUAGCAGACAGGCGGCCUGCUCCUGCUCUUUCUUCUGCCACGUUGACAGCUGUGCAUUGCCUACAGCUUCGUGCCCAGGCCCCCAUUUCUCUCAGCUCGGUGGCAGCCGUGUGGUGUAGAAUCAUAGAAUCUUAGAGUUGGAAGGGACCCUGAAGGUCCUCUAGUCCAACCCCCCGUGAUGCAGGAAUCUCAGCUAAAGCAGCCAUCAGCCUCUACAUUGGCUCCCAGUACGUUUCCGAGCACAAUUCAAAGUGUUGGUGCUGACCUUGAAAGCCCCAAACGGCCUCAAAGGCCCAGUAUACCUGAGGUCCAGCGCCGAGGGCCUUCUGGUGGUUCCCUCCCUGCAAGAAGUGAGGUUACAGGGACCAGGCACAGGGCCUUUUCGGUGGUGGUGCCUUCCCUGUGGAACACCCUCCCACCAGAUGUCAAGGAAAUAAACAACUACCUGACUUUUAGAAGACAUCUGAAGGCAGCGUUGUUCAGGGAGUGUGUGACAUUUUAAUGUAUUUUUAAUCUUUGUUGGAAGCUAUCCAGAGUGGCUGGGGAAACCCAGCCAGAUGGGCGGGGUACAAAUAAUAAAUUAUUAUUAUUAUUAUCAAAUGAGAGAGGGUCCACAACCUCCCGAGGGACUCCACAUCUAUAAGGGAAGAAAAUAUACCCGUUUCUCUGCUGUUGUCUCCUCCUUUGAUUCAGCAUCUGGGACAAGAACGGAGAAAGGGGGUCCUGAUCCCAAGUACAUACAGCAGCACGGAACAAGGGAGGAAAGCCUCUCUUUCUUUCUUUCUUUCUUUCUUUCUUUCUUUCUUUCUUUCUUUCUUUCCUAUCUGGGUCCCUUCUUUUCAGGUCAGCAAAAUCAGCCUGGUGGACCUGGCAGGGAGCGAGCGGGCGGAUUCGUCAGGAGCCAAGGGCACGAGGCUAAAGGUGAGUGCUCCGCCUGGCAUGCCGAGAAGCCGCCAUCUUGGCAACCUACAGCAGUGGUUGCCAAAGUGGGUGGUUCCCCUCUCUGGGGUGGGCGGUGGUAUUAUCUAGGGGGGAUGCUAAGAAGCAAGAGGACUGUGACUACCAGACUUUGCAAAGCUGGCAUCGCCAGGUCAAGUUUGCUGAAUUAAUGGAGCUAAGUUGUAUUAUCUGGGUUCUGAAUAUAUGGGCAAUUAUCUGUUGCUGCUUUGCCUUUUGUAAGGUUAUUAUUUUCCUCAGUCGGUUAUGCAAACCGCUGUUCUGAAUAAUGCUUUCUUUAUAGGGCAGGGGAGGGGGCACUGGGGGCGGGUAUAUGGAACCAGGAGGGUAGUGGAGUUCCUAAAAGGUUUGGGAACUGCUGGGCUAGAGUAAGCCUCCCCUGACAAUGGGGUGCAUGUGUGCCAGAGGGGGAGUGUGUGUGUGUGUGAGAGACAGAGAGACAGAGAGAGAGAGAGAACAACAAGAGAAAGAAGGGGGAGUGUGUGUGUGAGAGAGACAGAGACAGAGACUGGAAGACACAGACAGACAGACAGACAGACAGACAGACAGACAGACAGAGUUAAUUCUAACAAGUUAGCUGUGAUUCCUGCAUUGCAGCUCUACAAUUCUAAAAUUCUGUAAGUUAUUUUCACCCACUUUUUCAGGAAGGCGCCAACAUCAACAAAUCUCUGACCACCCUGGGCAAAGUUAUCUCCGCGCUGGCAGAGAUGGUGAGUGACCUUUUGGGGGGGUCCUUCUUCUUCGGGGUUCCAGGCUUAACUCGUUUUUAGUCUUAUUUUUAUUUUAACAUCCAAAGGCUUUAAUCAUCGAUGCAAUCCUUUCCCAGUGGCAAUUUCAUUCCUUUUUCUUUUUGUUUUUUUUGGGUACACUGCUCUUUUUUCACAAAAUCAAACAGUGUAUUAAAUUUUACGAAAUAAGUAAAAGCAAUACCUGGAAUGCAUUUAUUUAAAAAACCAGUAGCUUGUAAAUAACCGUAUGUAUUAUUAUCCAGAUUCGUAUGUAAAUAACCACAUAUGAAUCUGGAUAAUAAUAACACCUAGUAUACUGGGACGUGGGUGGUGCUGUGGGUUAAACCACAGAGCCUAGGGCUUGCCAAUUAGAAGGUUGGCGGUUCGAAUCCCCGCAAUGGGGUGAGCUCCCGUUGCUCGGUCCCUGCUCCUGCCCACCUAGCAGUUCGAAAGCACGUCAAAGUGCAAGUAGAUCAAUAGGUACCACUCCGGCGGGAAGGUAAGCAGCGUUUCCGUGCACUGCUCUGGUUCGCCAGAAGCGGAUUAAUCAUGCUGGCCAUAGGACCCAGAAGCUGCACGCUGGCUCCCUCGGCCAAUAAAGCGAGAUGAGCGCCACAACCCCAGAGUCGGCCACGACUGAACCUAAUGGUCAGGGGUCCCUUUACCUUUACUACCUGUAUACUAGAGAAGCAUCUAUAUGGAAUUGUAGUCAUUUGCGUAAAAUUGCAUAAUUGUAGUUGUUUGCAUAUAAAGUGUUAAUAAUACACAUUUCCCCUUUUUUAUUUAUUCCCCUUUUAAAGAUUAUUAUUAAUAAAAAUGCAAAAUAAAUAAAAACAGGGGGCAGGCGGUGUUAUUGGACGGGGCGGAGGGCAAAGAGAGGAAUCGUCCCCCCUUUUUUCACCUGCCUCCCUCCUUCUUGACCCCCCCCCCAGCAAAACAACAAGAAAAAGAAGUCUGAGUUCAUCCCCUAUCGUGACUCGGUGCUCACUUGGCUGCUGAAAGAGAACUUGGGUGAGUUUUUGGGGUUGGGAUGUGGGGCAAAGUGUGGGGAAGAGGCGGGAGGUGUAAGGAGCUGGAAAGCAGCUAGAGAUGACUUUGGAUGGAUUUAACUUUUUAAAUAAAUUAAAAAAAAACAGCCUCCCAUCUACGACCCUAGAUUGGAGGAGAGAAAGGUUCCCUGGUUUUGGGAGCCUCUGUUGCCGGUGGUGGUGAAUAGGGGUUAGAGGGUCAGGACUAGGAUCUGAGAGAGACCAGGGUUUAGGUCCUCCCCCCCCCCCCACGGCGGCCCUGAAGCUCCCUGAGGGUGACCUUGAGUUGCGACCAGUCUUCUCUCAGCCUAGCCUACCUGGCAGGGCUGUUGUGGAGAUUAAAUGAGGAGGUGGGGAGAACCAUGUGCAGGUCAAAAUGAGCUCCUUGAAGGGAAAGGUGGCAUGUAAAUGAGACAGAGGGGUAGAUAUAAACUGGGGGCGGGGGGACGCUGCUCCUGUAGGGUUGGAGAUACAGUGGUGCCUUGCAAGACGAAAUUAAUUCGUUCUGCGAGUUUUUUCGCCUCGCGAAUUUUUCGUCUUGGGAAGCAUGGUUUCCCAUAGGAAUGCAUUGAAAAUCCAAAAGGAAACAAACUUGCAAGACGUUUUCGUCUUGCAAAGCAAGCCCAUAGGGAAAUUCGUCUUGCGAAGCAACUCAAAAAACGAAAAACUCUUUCGUCUUGCGAGGCAUUCGUCUUGCGAGGCACCACUGUAAUACGUUUCCGUGUUCUCUGCCAUUUUUCCUGCGGAUUUCUAAAAAUGUAGGAGCCUUUGCAUAUGAUCUGUUUGCUUUCUUGGCCUUUCACAAAGGGUGGGGGGAUAAACUAGGAAGUAGAAGCACUUCCAGUCCACCCUCCUCCCCUCCAUCUACUCUCUCUCCCCUCCUUUUUUAUUUCUCAGGGGGCAAUUCCCGCACAGCCAUGAUUGCUGCCCUCAGCCCGGCUGACAUCAACUAUGAGGAGACACUGAGCACCCUCCGGUGAGCUGAAGAAGCAGAUAAAUUGGGGUGGGGGGUGGGCAGCUCUUGUCCCAUUCUGUUCCCCCUGCCCACCUCCUUCCUGGUGUAGCCAGAGAGUUUCCCCUCCAUUUGGGGGUCAAAGACCACAGCAGCCCAGAUAUGCCCUUGCUGUUUCUUUCUCUUACACGCUCGUCUUCCCAUCAAAGAAUCAUAGAAUUGUAGGGGGGGUGGAGAAGAGCUGUACACCACUUUGAACUCCUCAGAGAAAAAGGUAGGAGAUAAAUGCAAUAAAUAAAUAAACACCCCGACUUCCCCCCCCAUCCAGUUAUGCCGACCGCACCAAGCAGAUUCGCUGCAAUGCCGUCAUCAACGAAGAUCCCAACGCCCGCCUCAUCCGGGAGCUCAAAGAGGAGGUGGCCAGGCUCCGAGACCUCCUCUCUGCCCAGGGGCUCUCGGCCACCACCUUCGCUGGUAAGGGGGCAGGAGAGUGCCCCAGAGGAAGGGAGGGUAGGAGGUGAAGUCUGAGUGCUGGGGAUUUAGCUCCUGCCAUAUAGGCAAGGGACGCGGGUGGUGCUGUGAGUUAAACCACAGAGCCUAGGACUUGCCGAUCAGAAGGUCGGCGGUUCGAAUCCCCGCAACGGGGUGAGCUCCCGUUGCUCGGUCCCUGCUCCUGCCCACCUAGCAGUUCGAAAGCACGUUAAAGUGCAAGUAGAUGAAUAGGUACCGCUCUGGUGGGAAGGUAAACGGCGUUUCCGUGCGCUGCUCUGGUUCACCAGAAGCGGCUUAGUCCUGCUGGCCACAUGACCCGGAAGCUGUACGCCAGCUCCCUUGGCCAAUAAAGCGAGAUGAGCGUCACAACCCCAGAAUCGGCCACGACUGGACCUAAUGGUCAGGGGUCCCUUUACCUAUAUAGGCAAGAAGCCAAGGCAAGUUCCCCGGUAUUCUUCCAUCAGGGUAGACGUUACACGAGGAAAGGGUGUGGGGGGGAUGAGGAAAAAGGAAUGAGGCUGAUGUUGCAGCCUUGAGAACAGCUUGCAAACUCCCAAGUCCUGCAGAUGAUUUCAGGUGACACACCUAGGAUUCUGGGGUAGAGAAGCUACUAGCCACAGUGGCUAAGUUCUGCCUCCACAUUUGGAGGCAGCCGUGUAUCCCAUUGCCAGAUGUUGGAAACCCCAGGAGGGGAGAGCGACUCUUCUGCCUGGAUCCCAUAAUAGGCACCUGGCUGGCCACAGAGAGAACAGGAUGCAGGACUUUCGGCCUGAUCCAGCAGACUCUUCUUAUUCUCUUAAGCAAUUUCUGCUCUUCCUUCUCUGACAGAUUGAAAUAAUAGAGCGGCAGAGUUGGACGGGUCCCCCAAGGGUCAUCCAGCCCAACCCACUGCAGUGCCGCAAUUGCAGCUAAGGAAGGAAGGAGGAAGGGGGCGCAAUGGCUGGCUCCCUGUGUGCCUGAUGGUGAUGUGUUUCCCACUCUGCAGGUGCCAAACCUGAUGACCCGGGGGGCGGACUGGGCCUCCCCAUCUCUCCCUUUGCCCCGAGUGAGGACUCCUCCCUCCUCCUGGAGCCCCUGCCCCUCAAUGGGGAGUCUGAGUCGUACCCCGACAUGGAGGAGGAGAUGAUUUGCACAGAAGAGGCCAUGGAGAGGCUCCAGGUGAGAUUGGGGGGCAGGCGCUUAUCUCCAAACCACUCGGAAAGGGGGACUUGCAUCUAACUAGCCUGCCCCAGGGAAAAGCCCCAGGCUUGGGUUAGCUGGGGAGGGGGCAGCGCGUCUUGAAGUGAGCUUACAGGGAACCAGGCAGAGGGCCUUCUUGGUAGUGGCACCUGCCCUGUGGAACGCCCUCGCACCAGAUGUCAAGGCAAUAAACAACUAUUUUACUUUUAAAAGACAACUGAAGGUGGCCCUGUUUAGGGAAGUUUUGAAUGUCUGAUGCUGUAUUGUUUUUAAUAUUCGGUUGGAAGCCACCCAGAGUGGCUGGAGAAACCCAGCCAGAUGGGCGGGGUAUAAAUAAUAAUAAUUAUCAUUAUCAUUAUUAUUAUUAUUAUUGCUCUUCCUCCAACCCCUCACACACACAAACACACAGUCAAGUGACCCAGUUGCCUCAACUGUUCCUCCCAAGGCUUGGUUUCCAGACCCUCAAUUAUCUCGGUCACCCUCCGUCCUCUCACCAAAGGCUUGGGCUGGCUUUCUAGGUGGUCAUGAGCUGAGGGUCCUCAUUCCCACUUGUGUCCCAUCAGACCAGCACAUCUUCAAGCCUUUAGCCAUUUCCCCACAUUCUGCCGUUUUGAGCUUCUCCAAUUCAGCGUCACUCGUGGCAGAAACACUCUCUCACUGCGACCUGCGGCCUCGUCUUUUCUGCACCACAGCCACUCGCUUAUAACGGGCCGUAGGGAGUAGUUGGGCGGGGAAUGGUGGUAAACAGAGCGGCUUUCCUCGCCUGUGCCCUGAGUUGCUCCCCUGUCCUCGUAGGAGACGGAAAAGAUCAUCGCGGAGCUCAACGAGACGUGGGAGGAAAAGCUGCGGAAAACAGAGGCCAUCCGGAUGGAGCGGUGAGUGGGAUAAGCCCCUCUGGCACGGGGGUCUCCCUUGCAAAUCCCCCCCUCCCCAAGCAAGAAUGCUCGCUUGUAUCCGAGCAGCAUGUAGUCUCUUUCCCUCAAGGAAUGUAGUGGGUGCAAAUAUACUGGCUGGGGUGGGAAGGAGUUAUAGUUCCAAACAGCUGGAGGGCGCCAGGUUGGCCAAGGCUGUUGUAGGCAGACAAGGUGGUGUUUAGCUGAGUUUUGUUUUAUCAUUGAUUCGUUUUGUCGUGUUUACACCCCUCCUUCUUUCUCCAACGAGCACAAAGUGGCCUGGACUCGUAAUCUGGGGAACCGGGUUCGAGUCUCCGCUCCUCCACCUGCAGCUGCUGGGUGACCUUGGGCCAGUCACACUUCUCUGAAGUCUCUCAGCCCCACUCACCUCACAGGGUGUUUGUUGUGGGGCAGGAAGGGAAAGGAGAUUGCUAGCCGCUUUGAGACUCCUUAAAGGGAGUGAAAGGCGGGAUAUCAAAUCCAAACUCCUCCUCUUCCUCUUCUUCUUCUUCUUCUUCUUCCCUUCUCCCCUUCCUUCUCAUUUAAUCCCCCAAAUAUCAACCCUGUGAGGAAGGUUAAGCUGAGAGAAAACAGUGACUGGCACCCAAAGUCACUGUCCAGUGAGCUUCAUGGCCAAGUCGGAGGAUUUGAACCCUGGUCCUCUCCCAGGUCCUAGUCCAACAACAUCACCACUACACUGCCACGGACUCAGCGAGUAGACACAUUGAAAUCCAUUGAUACAACUUAGUCACGUUGCUUAUUUUUAAUGGGCCUACUCUGACAAAAAACUCGAGUUGAAUACUACCCACAGAUAUUAGCAUGAAAUAAUUCUUCAAGCCCUUUCUGGCUGUGAAAAUGGGGAAUGGAAGCCCUUUGAGCACCAGCGGAUGAAUCAUGCAAAGCCAAAAAGUGACAUGAGCCAAACUACCGAGAUAGACUGCCUCUGGACCUGGAGGUUCUGAAAGGCCCAUGCACUCCAGUAUCCUGUUCUCACAGUGGCCAAGCAGACGCCUGUGGGAAGCCUGCAGGCAGGAUCCGAGCACAAGAGCAACUCUCCGUUCCUGCGGUUUCCAGCAACUGGUGUUCAGGAGUAUCGCUGCCUCCAGAGCCACCAUGACAAAUAGCCCUCCUCCUCCUCCUCCAUCAAUUUGUUCCGUCCUCUUUUCAAGCCAUCCAUUUUGGUGGCCAUCCCUGCCUCCUGUGGCAGGGAGUUCCAAAGUUCAACUACAUGCUGCAUGAAGAAGGACUUCCUUUCACGCGUCCUGAAUCUUCCAACCUUUAUUGGUUCAUUCCUUUGAUUCUCGCACAACCAGACACACACACAGGGCAGCCCUGCCCCUUUGAGAACUGCUGAAAUGUUGAACCCGUCCCCAUCUGAAACCUGCCUGUCUGUCUCCCUUUUCUCCCUGCAGAGAGGCUCUCCUGGCAGAGAUGGGUGUGGCUCUCCGGGAGGAUGGGGGCACUGUGGGGGUCUUUUCCCCCAAGAAGGUAAGCAUUGGUGUUGCAGUGACAGGCGUCCGUAGGCUUCACUGGGCACGGCUGGUGGGGUGAGGCCUGCGACUUGCCAAAGCCAGCAGAGGGGGCUCAGUCUUUCCCCAUUUAAGCAAAAGCUUCCCAGGGUCUCCUGGGAUGGAGCUGGGGUGGGGGGAGUCUUUUUCUAUUGCCUGAGCCAGGGGUCAGCAAACUUUUUCAGCAGGGGGCCAGUCCACUGUCCCUCAGACCUUGGUGGGGGGGCCGGACUGGAUUUUUUUGGGGGGAAAUGAACGGAUUCCUAUGCCCCACAAAUAACCCAGAGAUGCAUUUUAAAUAAAAGCACACAUUCUACUCACGUAAAAACACACUGUCUGUGGGCUGGAUUUAGAAGGCGAUUGGGCCGGAUCCGGCCCCUGGGCCUUAGUUUGCCUACCCAUGGAAUCUGAGCCCUGUUGAAACCAUCUCAGGAGCAAACAUUCCACAAAUCCUGAACGGAGUCCCUAAGGCGGUUGGAUGGCGCCUUCUACGCCUCCUUCUAGCAAUUCCUGCAGCCAAAUUUGUGCCCAGCGUCUUGCUCUGCUUUCCUUUGGACCCCCUCAACGAGGCUGAGAGCAAGGCCUUGUUGUUUGGGCAGCCCUGGUCCCCCACAUAUACUGCCCAGGCCUGCACCACUUGGGUGCUGCUAACAGAGCAAAAGCAACAUGGCAAGCAACAUUCAUGAGAUCCCAGUCUCUGCAGCCACAGCAGGCGCUGUGAUUCUCCAGCAGUUUGACUUCACCCCUGGAGGUGCACUCCAUUGUGUCUCGAGACAGACAGGUGCCGUAAUUUCAGAGAUAGGGACAGCUGCCUAUUCCUGCAUUGGACUGGGCGAUCCUCAGGACCCCGUCCAAUUUUAUGCUUCUGUGAAAUCAGCCUGUGGGAGGGUUUGCUGACCAGCUUAGUAUCUUCCCUCUGUGUGUGUGUGUGUUUGCAAGCAAUGGCCACAAGGUGGUGCCAGUUUCUCCCAGCUGAUGCAUUUGCAGCAGGCAGCUCUGGUCUGGGCAGUGGUUUUUAAAAGCCACUGGUGUGAAAAUGCACCCUUUUGUUCUGCCCACAAGGGGGCAGCACCACCGUUCUUUCUCCCUCCUGGCCUCCUCCUGACAUAAGAGCCCAGCUGGAUCAGGUCCACAGGGGCCCGUCCAGUCCAGCAUCCUGUCCUCACAGUGGCCAACCAGAUGCCCCAAUGAGGAACCCGCAAACAGGAUUCGAGCAUAAGAGCAACUCUCCCCUCCUGCAGUUUCCAGCAACUUGCGUUCAGAAGCAUUGCUCCUGGUCCUGAAUGUCUCCCUGGUCCUGAAUGGGGCAGCUGUGCCCCUGAAGGACCAGGUGCGCAGCCUGGGAGUCAUUCUGGACUCACCGCGGUCCAUGGAGGCGCAGGUCAAUUCUGUGUCCAGGGCAGCUCCAUCUGGUACGCAGGAUGAGACCCUACCUGCCCGCGGACUGUCUCUCCAGAGUGGUACAUGCUCUAGUUAUCUCAAGCUUGGACUACUGCCAUGCGCUCUACAUGGAGCUACCUUUGAAGGUGACUCGGAAACUGCAAUGAAUCCAGAAUGUGGCAGCUACACUGGUGACUGGGAGCAGCCGCCAAGACCACAUAACACCAGUCUUGAAAGACUGGCUCCCAGUAUGUUUCCAAGCACAAUUCAAAGUGUUGGUGCUGACCUAUAUAGCCCUAAAUGGCCUCAAAGGCCCAGUAGACCUGAAGGAGUGUCUCCACCCCCACCUUUCGGCCCGGACACUGAGAUCCAGCGCCGAGGGCCUUCUGGUGGUUCUCUCAUUUUGAGAAAUGCGGUUAGAGGGAACCAGGCACAGGGCCUUCUUGAUAGUGGCACCCGCCCUGUGGAACACCCUCCCAUCAGAUGUCAAGGAAAUAAGCAGCUAUCUUAUUUUUAAAAGCCGUCUGAAGGCAGCCCUGUUUAGGGAAGCUUUUAAUAUUUAACGCUGUACGGUUUUUAACACUUGAUUGGGAGCCGCCCAGAGUGGCUGGGGAAACUCAGCCAGAUGGGAGGAGUAUAAAUAAUAAAUUAUUAUUAUUAUUAUUAUUAUUAUUAUUAUUAUUAUUAUUAUUAUUGCUGCCUCCAACUAUUGGGCAUUGAAACAUGUCGCAGAGUGCGUGCAGAGUGGCCCACACAGAUGGAAACAUUGAAGAGACACAAAUAAAUCUUUGCAAGGUUUAAUAACAACUUCCCAAACAUGCAUCUUACAUAGUGUCUAUAAUCGUCGCCCGUCUAUCCACCAGGGCAGAGUAAGGUACAUAUUGCACAUUAUAUUCACAAUUGCUGACACAGCUAAUUACAGUGACUUAUCAGCACCUUUCACACAGCUGUAAAAACUAGGUCAGGAUAUGCACCCUGGCUUUUCAAGUGAAACAAUAAUGAACCCUAACAUUUAAACAAACUAUUCAGCACCGACUGUGGAGAGCAGGGCAUAGGGCCGUAUGAAGGAGGGCUUCCAUUGAUCUCUGCCUGCCUCUUGUCUUAACGCAGACUCCGCACCUGGUGAACUUGAAUGAGGAUCCACUGAUGUCGGAGUGCCUCCUCUACCACAUCAAGGACGGCAUCACCCGGUGAGGCCCUCAGGGCUGUGGCGGGUUUGUGGGACGGAGAGGCGAAAGGGGUCCUUCUGAGCUGAUCCUUAUUCAUAUUACUAAUUAAUUAAAGUUGUAAUCGUACGAAGAGCCCAGGGCAGCUCGCAACAAAAAACAUCUCCGUCUCUCUCCCUUUCUCCCUCUCUCCGGGGACCCUUCCUUCUCCCCCUGCAGAGUUGGCCAGCAGAACGUGGACAUCAAACUGACAGGGCAGUUCAUCAGAGAGCAGCAUUGUGUCUUUUGCAGCGUCACCAACGAGUCUGGAGAAGGUGAGCCGGGUGGUUUAAGGAGCACAGGCACCUUCGAGAAGUUGGAGGGUCGCCUCCCUUUGGGAUCCCGAGUUCCUUUUCUGUAAUAACUCCUCCUCCUCCUCCUCUCCCAUUUCUUUUGUGCUUGCGUGGAGCAGGGGGGCCUCGCCGUGGGGCCACAUGCCAACAGGUACUGGGGUGUCUGUGGGUCCUGGCAGGGGUGCGGGGAGGUGCCAGCGUGUGGGUCCGCUGACCUGGGGGCCUGAGCUGCGGGCCCCCGUCUCCUGCCUCCCACCCUCUCAGUCUCUCAUGCUGUACGUCAGUGAUUCCCAAAGCAGGAGGACUUAAUGGUGGGAAGCAGCGCUAAGGGGCAAGAGAGUGGCAGGGUGGGGGCCACUGGAGGUGUAAAUGGCUACCAGACCUUGAGAAGCCAGUAUCCCUGGGCCAUGUUCACUAGUUUGGUGAGUUUAGGAAACCAAAUAAGAAAGAAAAAAAAGGAAACCAAAUAAGAAAAAGAAAGUAAGUAAAAACUUUCUGACAAGUAAGAGCUGUUUGGCUGUGGAAAGGACUCCCUUGGGAAGUUGUGGACUCUCCUUCCUUGGAGGUUUCUGAGCAGAGGUUAAGCAGUCUAUCUCAGAUGCUUUAGUUGAGAUUCCUGCAUUGCAGGGGAAAGGAUUAGAUGAUUCCAUGUAGUAGUUUUAUAGAAUCAUCUUCACUAUUAUAAAUUAUGAAAUGUGUAGGCCAACCCUCAGCCAACGACCACAGGGCAGUUAGCAAUACGAAACGAGAACAAAGAGUAAUAACCAUGGAAUUGUAGAGUUGGCAGGGACCCCCAGGGGUCAUCUAGCCCAGCCCCAUGCAGUGCAGGAAUCCCAGCUGACAGCCUGACAUCAUCUGCCAGUGUGGUGUAGUGGUUAAGAGUGGUAGUCUCGUAAUCUGGGGAACCGGGUUCGCGUCUCCGCUCCUCCACCUGCAGCUGCUGGGUGACAUUGGGCCAGUCACACUUCUCUGAAGUCUCUCAGCCCCACUCACCUCACAGAGUGUUUGCUGUGGGGGAGGAAGGGAAAGGAGAAUGUUAGCCGCUUUGAGACUCCUUUGGGUAGUGAUAAAGCGGGGUAUCAAAUCCAAACUCCUCUUCUUCUUCAUCUGCUCAGAAACCUCCCAGCGGAGGAGACCUAUACCACUGCCUCUUACUGUCAGAAAGUUCCUCCCAAUUGGCUUUCGAAUGUCACGCUUUCGAAUUUUAUCUUCCUUAGUGGGUCAUGCAAACCGCUCUUCUGAGCAACGCUUAUUUUAUAGGGUAGGGGCCCCUGGGGGUGAGUUUAUAGAGUCAGGGAGCCCAUUGGAAUAGGUGCUCCUGUUUUUUCCGAUCUCACAUCCCAGUGGGGUCUUUUCCCCCUAGCAAAGCAACCCCAGAAGGCCUGGGGACUUGGGGGGCAGGAGUAGAGAGGGUGCUAGCGGGUGCUGCGUGGUUCCUUACCACCACCACCCAGCCCACCCUUUCCGGGGAAGUGUGCCCUAAUCUUUGCCUCCCCCUCCUCCCUCCUUCAGUGGUUGUCACCCUGGAGCCGCGCGAAGGUGCUGAGACCUACGUCAACGGGAAGCAGGUGCUGGAGCCGCUGGUGCUGAGAUCAGGUCAGCUUUUCCCAAGUGGUGCAGUGAGCAAUAGGCUCGAUUUACCAGUUGCAUUGUUGGAAUUCUGUGCUGCUUUCCAAUCAAACGAACCCCGAAGCGGCUUGCAAACAAUAAAUGACAAUAACGGAAUGGUAUAAAUCACACAGUGCAAUUAACGAAUCAUCAGUCAAACCAUUGCUAACUAUAAAACACUGUUUGCAAACCGGCAGCUAAAAAAUAAGCUGAACGUACCAAUUACAGCAUAUGUCAUAUUAGCUGGUUCACAAAUCAAAAAGGCAUUUAUAAUGUAUAAAACAGUAUUUACAAGAUGACAACUAAAAAAUAAGCUAGACACACACACAUAUCUCAUUCUUGCAAUGACUCAUAAUAUUUCACUAUGUUCAUUAAAAUGCACCUAAACAUCCAUCAAAGGGUAAUAAGAAAUUGAAAUUAAUUGAAAUUGAAAUACUUUAUUGUCACUUGUAUACAGUGAGAUUGUUAAGGGACACGGGUGGCACUGUGGGUUAAAACACAGAGCCUAGGGCUUGCCAAUCAGAAGGUCGGGGGUUCGAAUCCCCGCGAUGGGGUGAGCUCCUGUCGCUCGGUCCCUGCUCCUGCCAACCUGGCAGUUCGAAAGCACGUCAAAGUGCAAGCAGAUAAAUAGGUACCACUCCGGCGGGAAGGUAAACGGCGUUUCCGUGCGCUGCUCUGGUUCGCCAGAAGCGGCUUAGUCCUGCUGGCCACAUGACCCGGAAGCUGUAUGCCGGCUCCCUCGGCCAAUAAAGCGAGAUGAGUGCUGCAACCCCAGAGUCGGCCACGACUGGACCUGAUGGUCAGGGGUCCCUUUACCAUUACCUUUAAACAUCCAUCAAAUGGGAGGAUCCUGAUCUAAACAGAGCAGAAUUGUGCCUCCCUUCCCGCAAGACUCUCCUUGGGCCCAUCUGUGUGUGCGACGUGUUUGUGCAGGAAAAACAUGCCCCAAAGCCAGAGGUGGUGCAGCACUUAUGAGAGUGUUGCGUUACAGGAACCCGGGAGAGACCAGGGUUCAAAUCUCCCCACUUGGCCAUGAAACUCACCUUGGGGGCCGGUCACUUGCUCACAGUCUAACCUACCUUGCAGGGUUAUGGGGGGAGGGUUAAAUGGGGAGGUGGGGAGGUUACCUACCUGGAGAAAAAAGGCAGAACAUACAUGCCAUAAUGAGCAAUGGCUGCCACACAUAGGCAUGGGCUAGUUUCUGUGGGUACCGCCAUAAACACCAUCUGCACACCCUGAAAUAUGGAUGCCUUCAGAGCAAUAAUUGUUCCUCCGCCCCCAGAAGGUCCAGCUCUGAGGGCCUUCUGGCGGUUCCCUCGCUGCAAGAAGCCAAGUUACAGGGAACCAGGCAGAGGGCCUUCUCGGUGGUGGCGCCCGCCCUGUGGAACGCCCUCCCACCAGAUGUCAAAGAGAAAAAUAACUACCAAACUUUUAGAAGACGUCUAAAGGCAGCCCUGUUUAGGGAAGCUUUUAAUGUUUAAUAGAUUAUUGUAUUUUAGUGUUUUGUUGGAAGCCGCCCAGAGUGGCUGGUGAGGCCCAGCCAGAUGGGCAGGGUAUAAAUAAUAAAUUAUAAUAUUAUUAUUAUAAAGGGGGUGUGCGUGAGACCCAGGACAGGGCCUGCUCUGCAGUGGCCCCUAAUAAUUCUUUCUCCUCCUUGGUUGAUAUGUCUCCUUCCCUCCUCCCAUAUCCUCCUCCCUAUCUAGGGAACCGCAUCGUCAUGGGCAAGAACCACGUUUUCCGCUUCAACCACCCAGAGCAGGCGCGGCUGGAACGGGAGCGCAACACUCCCGCGGAGAGCCAGGCCGAGCCAGUCGACUGGAACUUUGCCCAGCGGGAGCUGCUGGAGAAGCAAGGAAUCGACAUCAAGCUGGAGAUGGAGAAGAGGUGGGCGAGUCUUGGCUAGUCAGUGAUAUCAUUUGCCAGAAGCUUGCACAGUGAAGGUGCCAGGCGCACCGCUGUGGGGAGGGAGUUGCAGAGCUCAGGGGCCACCGCAGAGCAGGCCCUGUCCUGGGUCACACGCACACCCCCUUUGAGCUUCUGGGGGUGGAGGAACAACCAAGAGGGGACCCCCUCUGCUGAUCUCAGCACCUCAGAAGGUCUGUAGGGAAGAGGGGGGCUGUUUCUUGUGACUUGUGGAGUGGGACCUCUCCUGUGUCUCUGUCACAAUUUAGUGUUUCUGUCCUCUCCUUUUCCCCAUCACCCUUUUUUUACAAAAAGGCUUCAGGACCUGGAGACACAAUAUCGUCGUGAGAAGGAGGAGGCAGACUUGCUUCUGGAGCAGCAAAGACUGGUGUGUACAUGUCUACAUGUCUCUGUUGCCCCAUACCUCUCCAGUGUAGGGAGGGAGGAGCAGGCAGGGCAGGAGUGACCCACUUUACAGAGCAGCACCCGAUAGGCUGCCCUCUUUGUUGCCAUUCUGUUGGAGAGGGGGCGGUCCCGGGUGCAGAGAGUUUGCAGGCCAGAAGCAAACAGGCUGUUGGUCAGCCAGUUCCAGCUCUGCCUAUAAAUCUCAAAGCCAAUAUUGUUUCUGGGGCUGAUUGCGGCCCCUAUGCACCCCCCCACCACAAGGUGCUUCUUUUUGCAACUCAUCGAUUUUUAAAAAGUUAAAAGGUAAAGGACCCCUGACAGUUAAGUCCAGUCGCAAAUGAUUCUGGGGUUGCAGCACUCAUCUUGCUUUACUGACCAAGGGAGCCGACAUUUGUCCGCACACAGUUUUUCCGGGUCAUGUGGCCAGCAGGACUAAACCGCUUCUGGCGAAACCAGAGUAGCGCACGGAAACGCCCUUUACCUUCCUGCCGGAGCGGUACCUAUUUAUCUACUUGCACUUUGAUGUGCUUUUGAACUGCUAGGUUGGCAGGAGCAGGGACCGAGCAACGGGAGCUCAUCCCGUCAUGGGGAUUUGAACCCCUGACCUUCCGAUCGGCAAGCCCUAGGCCCAGUGGUUUACACCACAGCGCCUCCCGCGUCCCUUUAAAAAGUUACUAACUUGUUAAAUUUUAAAGGGUCACACAGCCCAAAAGGGCAAAGACUCAGCACAGCCACAAAAGGCUGUGAAAGUAAUAUUAACUCGUUCAAAAUAUUCCCUUUACAAAUAAUAAAGGUUUCUAAAAACAAAAAACAUACUCUUCACCUGUGAGAAGCUUGAGAGCAAAGCUUCUAUAUAGUAUUAAAUGAGCUGAACAUUUGUAUAUAUACUAAUAGCACUGAGUGACCAUGUGCCUCAGUGGGAAAUGAAAUCAAACACAAGCACACACAAACCUAUUCUGUAUGUGUGAGCGAGAGAGACUGGAGCUCUGCUCACCAAGGCAAAACCGUUUUGAGCAUAUAAUGGCUGCACUGACUCUGACUCCGCAGUCGGGGGAAGCAGUGCUGCUGAAUCCUAUGCACAGGGGUGCCUCGCAAAACGGUUCGGAAACUUCAGCUGGGGCAGAAUUUGGCAGCCAGAUAUAGCUUGAGCCUAUAUCGCCAAUCCUGGUCUGUCUGCACUGGCUGCCAAUUAGUUUCUGGAUCCAAUUCAAAGUGCUGGCUUUGACCUAUAAAACUUCAAACAGCUGAGGACCCCAAUACAGUAGACUCUCGGGUUACGUUACCUUCGGGUAACGUAACUUUUGGGUUAUGAACGCGACAAACUCAGAAGUGUAUACUUCCGGGUUUCACUGCGUGUGCAUGCAGAAAAGCGCUUUGCGCAUGUGCAGAAGCACUCUAUUGCACCGCACGCGUGCGCAGAAGCAGCACCUCUAGAUGCGGACUUUUUGGGGUACAUACAGACCCCCGGAACAAAUUAAGUCCAUAUCCAGAGGGUCCACUGUAUAGCCUCUCCCCAUAGGAACCAACCCAAACCCUGCAAUCUUCAUCCGAGGCCCGUCUUCCUCUUCCACGAAAGGUCCAGCAACACAAGGACGGGUCCUUUUCUGUGGUUGCUCCCUGCUUGUGGGAUGUUCUGCCCAGGGAGAUUUGCCGUGAGCCUUCAUUAGGCACCUGGCGAAAACAUUCCUCUUCAACCAAGCCUUUGGCUAUUAAACUAUAGUCUUUUAAAGCAGUGGAGGCAUUGUCCCACCCACUUCUUUUUUAUUAUUAUUACAUUAUGUGUUUCAUGCCGUGGCCUGUCGAUAAAGGCGGUAUACAAAUGAGAUAUGAGAAUAUCUUUUCAAGAAGGGCGCUUUGCUAAACCCUUGAAUACUAAACCAUUAAGAUCAGAGUACUUCUGGGAUUUGCCCAGUACAGUCCCCACUGCCCCCUGCAGAAACUCAGCUGCGUCCCCCUCUCCUUCCGUCUCCCCAGUACGCAGACUCCGACAGCGGGGACGACUCGGACAAGCGCUCCUGCGAGGAGAGCUGGCGCCUGAUCUCAUCCCUGCGCGAGAAGCUUCCGGCCACCAAGGUGCAGACCAUCGUGCGCCGAUGCGGCCUGCCCAGCUCGGGCAAAAAGCGGGAGCCGCUCCGCGUCUACCAGAUCCCCCAGCGUCGGCGGGCGGCGAAGGACCCCCGCUGGCUGACCCUGGCCGACCUCAAGAUGCAGGCGGUCAAGGAGAUCUGCUACGAGGUGGCCCUCAACGACUUCCGCCACUCGCGCCAGGAGAUCGAGGCCCUGAGCAUCGUCAAGAUGAAGGAGCUGUGCCGCCUCUACGGAAAGCGCGACCCCAACGAGCGCGACAGCUGGCGUGCCGUGGCCCGCGACGUCUGGGACACGGUGGGCGUGGGCGAGGCUGACGGCACGGCAGGGGGCGGCGGAGGAGGAGGGGGCUCCUCGGAGGUCCGCACGGGAGGCACCCCCGGCGCGGAUGUGGACGACCUCCGGGCCCACAUCGACAAGCUGACCGACAUUCUGCAGGAGGUGAAGAUCCAGAACAACAUGAAGGACGAGGAGAUCCGGGCGCUGAGGGACCGUGUGGUCAAGAUGGAGCGUGUCAUCCCCAUCUCAGCCCAGGUGAGCUGGGGGGCCUGCAAGGGGGGUAGGGGGGCAGUGAUGGUAAGAAUAGGAAUCUGGCCUCAGACCUAUGGCAGAAAUUAUAGUGGCUUCCUAAAAACACCAUGCAUCGUUCUGCCCGGACACUGAGGUCCAGCGCUGAGGGCCUUCUCGGUAGUGGCACCCACCCUGUUGAACGCCCCCCCAUCAGAUAUCAAAGAGAACAACAACUACCAGACUUUUAGAAGACAUCUGAAGGCAGCCCUGUUUAGGGAAGCUUUUAAUGUUUAAUAGGUUAUUGUAUUUUAGUGUUCUGUUGGAAGCCGCCCAGAGUGGCUGGGGAAACCCAGCCAGAUGGGCGGGGUAUAAAUAAUAAAUUAUUAUUAUAUUAUUACCAUCAUCAGGGGCCGUGUGGCUCAGUGAGGCUAUCCAUCUGGCUGGGCAGCAGAUGCCCAGAAGUUGGCAGCAGGGUGUCGGCACAGAGAGUCUCAGCUGAGGACAGCAAUCAUGGAAUGGUAGAGUUGGAAGGGACAUCUAGUCCAGUGUGGGUGGAGACAGUAACAAUAAUUAGAGAACCCCUUUUGGACUUUUUGUGUGAAAAGGACAAUGAAUGAAUGGAGAGGCAUUUGGGUCUGGAGUUUGGGAAAACAUCGCUUAACAGAAAGUAGAACAGUUGGAUACCUCCCUAGAGUGAAUGUUUUGAAUUAUUUCUUCUAUGCAAUGGACAGGCAGAAAACCAGAAGUUCUUAUUUCUGUUUCCAUUUGGAUUAGUUUAUUUCAUUGCAUUGCAAAAAAGGCUGUCAUGAAAUCUCCUUCAGACCCUUGCGCUUCUUCUUCUUCUUCUUCUCCCAGGAGGACGAAGACCUCGAGAACGAGUGGGGCUCGCUGCUCUUCUCCGAGGGGCUCGCUCCGUCGGAGGAGGACCCCAAGGAGGACGGGGCGGGUGGCCAGGACUCCCCGACCCCCAGGGAGGCCGGGGAGGAGAGGAGAGGCCCGUCCCCGCCCUCCCCGACCUGCUGCGACCGCGUCUCCCGCCUGAUGGAGAAGGACCCGGCCUUCCGCCGCGGGCGCCUCCGCUGGCUGCGCCAGGAGCAGGCGCGGCUCCAGAGCCUGCAGCAGCAGCAGCUGGCCAAAGCCCUGCGCCGCACCCAGCCCCACGCCACCCCGGGCAAGUUCAUCCCCCCCCAGGACUGCAAACUGCGGUUCCCCUUCAAGAGCAACCCCCAGCACCGCUACUCCUGGGCGCCCGGCUCCGCCUUCAUGGUGGAGGGUGAGCCGGCGAAGGAGGAGAAGGGGGCCGAGUCCUGCCCCCCGCGGCCCGCCAGCCCCCGCCCCGCCCGGAAGAGCAGCCCCGCGCCCCAGCAGAACAGGCGCUCUGUCCCGCCGCGCCGCAACUCCCUGGAAGGCGGGCAGGCGCGCGGGAGGCGGGGCCCCGCGCAGGAGCACUACCAGGCCCGGAAGCACAACUACUACCCCCGCCAGCACCAGCCCUACCCGCAGCACCGGCCCCCCAACGCCCCGGACGGCGGCCCCCCGCCCCGCAUGCGCCGGCAGAGGUCAGCCCCCAACCUGCAGCAAGAGCGCGAGAGCGCCGUGUGACCCGGGGCGAUCUGGCGCUCCCUGGCCAGGCGGAAGCAGGAAUGGGGGCGCGCAGGGAGGGGGCAGCGGUAGCCUCAGAUCCCGGACGGCUGCCAGCCUGCCAUGGACGGACAUGAUUCUGCAUCACAGAGCUUCCUUCUUGUGGGGCGAGGGAAGCUUGGGCGAUGGAGGGUGGGUGUUUUGAGCGCUGCUGCGGUUUCAGGAAGUGUGGAGUCGGAUCAGCAGGGUCUUUUCUGGCGGGGAAAGCCAAAGAGGUUGUCGUAGGGUGUAUUUUUUUUGUAAUAGGAACGGGUUUAGGAGGGGGAAAGGAUGGGUUGCUGUUUGGUUUUAAGGCUAUGCGAUAGAGGAGGUUGUGGAGGGUUUGUGCAAGGAGGUCAGGAGAGUUUGGCGCAAGAGGCCUUCCGGCCGUGGAAGGUGGUGGGCUUCCUCUUGAGCAGAGGUUGGGCGUCCGCCUGUCAGGGAUUCUUGGGCUGCGAUUCCUGCAUCGCGGGGGUUGGUCUAGAGGACCCUUGGGGUUCCCUUACACCUCUACAAGUCUAUGAGGAAAGAGUGGGUGGGUUUGUCCAGAGAAGGCCAUGGUAAGAAUGUGGGGCUGAGGGGCUUCCCCCACACCCCAGUUGCCCCUCUCCCUAAAGUCAAAGCAUGGGUGUCCUGCCUGCCUAUUUUAGACAAUUCCAAAGUGGGGCUGGUGGAGGGGCGGUUGCUGCCUUGGGACGCCCCCACCCCCCACUUUGUGUGGCAGGGGGGCUGGAGCACAUUGGCCCCCGUUUAAGUGGUGCUGCCCUGCUCUCCCCCCCCCCAAGGAACAGCCUGUUUGUUGAAGGGGAACUUAUGGGGCAGAGGAAACCUCUCUGGGGCUAUUGAGGGCUGCUGUCACACACUUUGUCUUGGAGCAGCACACUCUCUGCUUGUGGGUGGAAUACUGCCGGGGGGGGCGAGUUGAAGUCCACUUUGAAGGCCAAGGUUGUGGCCACUGAGAAGGCCUCCCCCCCACCAAAAAAAAAAGUUUUUCCUGCCCUCUGUGCAGGGGGCAGGAAGAUCUCUUCUUGAUUUUCCUCUGUUGUCCGAUGCCACUCACGUGCUGUCAAUCUAUCUUCUAUUAGUUCUGGGUUGGGUUGGGGGCUGGGAUGAGGAAGCCCCUCUUCAGCUGCAAUUCCCACAUUGCCGGGGGUUGGACUAGAUGACCCUUGGGGUCUCUUCCAGCUCUGCAAUUCUAUAAAACUGGGCUACUCCUACGACACCCAGUAGGGCAAGACGUCUAACUAUCGUUCAGUGGGGCUUUUUUCCCCCUGGGGAGAUGGGCGGAAGAGAGGCAAGCCUGCUAUCUCUGUGACCGCAAUAUACUAUUUUUAACACACAAACACCCUCCAAAAAAACCACUGAAGCUGAUGGAUGGGGCUCGGCUCCGCCUGUUGGCUGCUACUGUCCCCUGACCCCCAUGCUUUCUCACUGCAGCCAAAGGCCUGCCCCCGACCAGCAAUCCUGUGGAACCCCAAGAGGGGGGAGCCUCAUGGCGCAUUCUCUUCCCCCACCCCCACAAGCUUUGCACGAGCACAGCGCGGGUUGGGCUAGAUGGCCUUUGGGGGUCCCUUCCAACUCUACAAUUCUAGGGUUCUAAGUGGGUCUGUCCAGCCCUUCCAAAACUGCUUUUUGUGGUGUGUCCCCCGAGGGCUUUCUUGUGGGUCCCCCCCCCCUUUCGUGAGAGGGAUUUGUGGGAAGUAUGUAUGGGGCAGGGGGUGCCUGUCUGUGUGUGUCCACGUGCGUGCGUGUGGGGGGCUGAGUGGCUGCUGCCCCUGGAAAUGUGCCUGAAGACCCUCUACUGUUAUCCUGUUCCAAUAAAGGUGGGGACAACCUGCCGCAUCUCUCAACGGACUCUCCUCCCUUCCUUGCAAACGCUGGUGGAUUGAGGGGUGAUGUGGGUGUGGGGUGCUGGGCUGGCAUGGGGGGGGUCUUUAUCACCUCCUUUGAGAUGGGGGGCACCUGGCUUGACAGCUGCACAUGUGAAAAGGAUCGAUCCACAGGGUGAUGCAGCAGCAAAAAAGGCUAAUACUACUCUCAGCUGCAUCCGCAGAAGUCUAGUGUCCAGAUCAAGGGAAGGAAUAAUCCCACUCUAUCCUGCCUUGAUCAGACUGCAACUGGAGUCCUGUGUCCAGAUCUGGGCACCCUAAUUUAAAGAGGACAUUGACAAGCUGGAAGGGGCGCAGAAGGAGGCAACCGAGAGGAUUAAGGGUUUAAGGGUGUGGAAACCAAGCCUGAUGAGGAACGGUUGAAGGAGCUGGGUAUGUUUAGCCUGGAGAAGAGGAGAGAUGAGAGCCAACAUCCAAUAUCUUCAGGGCUGCCACGUGAAAGAUGGAGCAAGCAUGUUUCCUGCUGCUCCAGAGGGUAGGACUUGAAUCCAGGGCUUGAUAUUGCAAGGAAGGAAUAACUGACUCACAAGGACAUUUAACUAUGGGAUGGACUCCCUUGGGAGCACUGCAGGGCAGACCCUCCCAAGCCCUCCACCAGAGAGCCUCCCAUUUUCUGGCCUGCUCAGCAAAACCAGGCUGCGCGUUUCCCCGCCUUCCCUCCCUGGUGACGCAAAUCCCUGUUUCUCUUGGCCGCCGACCCCACAGGUCAAGCCCUCUCCUGUUUUCUGUUCCUCGCGCCUUGCUGAGGACGCUGCUUCCCCUCCUGCCCCCCCCACGCAAGCCUCUCGUCCAGACAAGACACGGCUGGUGAAUUGUGAUGCCUCGCAGCACACCGCCUCCUCCAUUUGGGUGCCUCGCUUUUAUUUCAACAUGUCGAAAAGGCGUUGCUGGUGGCGUGGCCUGAUCUCCCGUGCCCCCAAAAUCUCCUGCCCCUUUUCAAGGUGCUGCACCCCAGACCCAUUCCCACGACGUCUCUCCACCUUCCGGGCCCAGCCAGCGGGGAGAAAGAACAACCAGGGCUUGCAAAAAAGGCUGUCGGCAUUCGCACUCAGAGGAAGCGUGGAUGACCCUGGUGAGACAGGGCGCUCUCCUUUCGUCUGCAGCCAUGGUGGAUAGGCGGGCACAGAUCCCAUUGGUGGUGGGGAGGAAGAAAAGAGGAUUCAUUGCCCUACUCUUCUAG